This is a messenger RNA of Opisthocomus hoazin, 976 nucleotides long. The record is from RefSeq and is a predicted model, not a curated record. Lineage: Eukaryota; Metazoa; Chordata; Aves; Opisthocomiformes; Opisthocomidae.
AUGCCGGCAGCUCAUAUUGCGAGAUUUGAUGUUGCGAAGACAGGUGAUGCCCGAAUUGGGUUUGUGGGUUUUCCAUCAGUGGGGAAAUCUACUCUUCUAAGUAAUCUUGCUGGUGUAUACUCUGAAGUGGCAGCGUAUGAAUUCACCACACUAACAACUGUGCCUGGAGUCAUUAGAUACAAAGGAGCAAAGAUACAGCUACUUGAUCUCCCAGGAAUUAUUGAAGGUGCCAAGGAUGGUAAAGGCAGAGGACGGCAAGUCAUUGCAGUUGCUCGAACCUGUAAUCUUAUUCUGAUUGUUCUGGAUGUGCUGAAACCCCUUGGUCAUAAGAAAAUCAUUGAGAAUGAACUGGAGGGAUUUGGAAUUCGUCUGAAUAGUAAGCCCCCCAAUAUUGGCUUUAAAAAAAAGGAUAAAGGAGGUAUUAACCUUACAGCCACGUGUCCUCAGAGUGAGCUGGAUACUGAAACAGUGAAGAGCAUCUUAGCAGAGUAUAAAAUUCACAAUGCUGAUGUCACACUGCGCAGUGACGCCACUGCUGAUGACCUCAUUGACGUUGUUGAAGGGAACAGGGUUUACAUCCCAUGCAUUUAUGUCCUAAAUAAAAUCGACCAGAUUUCCAUUGAAGAACUAGAUAUUAUUUACAAAGUGCCCCACUGUGUACCAAUAUCUGCUCAUCAUCGCUGGAACUUCGAUGAUCUGCUGGAGAAAAUUUGGGACUACUUGAAGCUAGUACGAAUCUACACCAAACCUAAAGGGCAGCUCCCAGACUACACCUCUCCUGUGGUACUACCUUACUGCAAGACCACAGUGGAGGAUUUUUGCAUGAAGAUCCACAAAAAUCUCAUUAAAGACUUCAAAUAUGCACUGGUCUGGGGUUCAUCUGUUAAACACAAUCCUCAAAAAGUUGGCAAAGACCAUACUCUUGAAGAUGAGGAUGUUAUUCAGAUUGUAAAGAAAUAAAGUUGUUCUCACAUGG